Messenger RNA from Klebsormidium nitens, 2729 nucleotides. Lineage: Eukaryota; Viridiplantae; Streptophyta; Klebsormidiophyceae; Klebsormidiales; Klebsormidiaceae. The record is from the annotation of a GenBank genome assembly.
CUUGCCGUUGCCCAAACCCUAAUUUUAUCCGAAGGGCUUGGCAAAAUUGGCAAAUUGGAAUGUGUUUCUUCCUCUGUAACAGUCUGUUUGCAACAGCUGGUUGGAUGGCGGGGUGGCGGAGAUGAGCCACUAAUCACAUGCAUUCUCAAGGAGACCGUGAUAGCUUGAUAGUUUGCUGAUUGGCCAGUUGGAGGGGGAGACUUUGUCGUUGAAGGCGGCGCAUUAUCCUUGGCUUUUGAAGCGGGUCAUGAGCUACAGUUCUGUGUCAGCUUGUUGCUGCAUUAGCUAAGACGUGUCCACAUGAAUCCCGCACGGUUUUAGCAAGUGCAGGUACCCUACCGGCCGCUUCAAUUGGCAUUGCAAGUGCAUGAUACUUCCAGCUUCCUCCCAACUUCCUAUAGGUCCACCUCCAAUUUUCUCAAGGGUUGGUGGUACCUGCAAAUAGCUAUGGACUUGCUGUUGCGGCGGGGUUAUGGAGCUCUGAGGUGUUGGCGGCCACGGCAGGGCUGUGGCCUGACUCUCAUUCCUGCUAUCUCUGAAGAUGCUUCAAAUCAUUCUACAGAAGCUUUAACUAGGAGAUUCUGGGAAACACCUCUGGGGCGGCAACAUAAUAUCCAAAAGGAGGUGUCUGCAGAAUACCCUCAGUUGAAGCAUGAUUCAAGCUGUUCGCAUUUCAAAUCCAAUGGUGGAACGCACAUGUUUCAAUCCGCUAGACGACUGUUUCAUAGCGCACCAAUUCUGUACAGCCUUCAAGGAGAGGAGUCGCUCUCUGUUCUGACCAGUGCCGUUGACACCACCUCCGAGCAAUUCAGCGCUAACACGUCAGCCAUGAAAGCGCUAGUGUCAACUUUGGAGGAAGAAGUCAGAAAGGUCCAGCUGGGAGGGGGUUCGAAGGCAGUAGAGCGACACAGAAAGAAGGGAAAGAUUCUUGCGAGGGAGAGGAUUGAUAAGUUGCUUGACCCUGGAAGUCCAUUCAUGGAGUUGAGCCAGUUGGCCGGCCAUGAGCUAUACGAUGAGCCUGUCCCCUCCGGGGGCAUCGUCACAGGCAUCGGUCGCGUCAGAGGCGUGCUGUGCAUGCUGGUCGCCAAUGAUGCCACCGUUAAGGGAGGGACCUACUACCCCAUCACUGUCAAAAAGCACCUCCGAGCGCAGGAGAUUGCGCAGAUGUGCCGUCUGCCAUGCCUUUACCUGGUUGACAGUGGAGGCGCCAACCUGCCGCGCCAAGCCGACGUCUUCCCCGACCGCGACCACUUCGGCCGCAUCUUCUACAACCAGGCGCAGAUGUCGAAACACAACAUCCCACAAAUCGCGCUCGUGCUCGGGAGCUGCACCGCGGGUGGCGCUUACGUUCCCGCCAUGGCUGACGAAGCGGUGAUCGUAAAAGGCAACGGGACGAUCUUUCUCGGGGGCCCGCCGCUCGUGAAAGCGGCGACGGGGGAGGUCGUGUCCGCAGAGGACCUCGGGGGCGCCGCGCUGCACUGCCGGACGUCCGGCGUGACGGACUACUUUGCCAACGACGAAACCCACGCGCUCGCCCUGGGCCGUCGGAUCGUGGGCAACCUCCACGUGGCAUCCCGGGGCGCGCCCGCGGCCGCCCCUACCUCCGACGCGCCGCCGCCGCUGUACAGUCCGGAAGAGAUCGCGGGGAUUGUGCCUGCCGAUGCGCGGCAGACGUAUGACGUUCGUGACGUCAUCGCGAGGGUCGUGGACGGGAGCGAGUUCGACGAGUUCAAGAAGCUGUACGGGCCGACUUUGGUGACGGGCUUCGCGAGGAUCCACGGUCACCCGGUGGGCAUCGUGGCCAACAACGGCAUCCUGUUCACGGAAUCGGCGCUCAAGGGCGCCCACUUUAUCCAGCUGUGCAACCAGAGGGGGAUCCCCCUCGUCUUCCUGCAGAACAUCACCGGCUUCAUGGUCGGCACCAAGGCUGAGGCGUCCGGCAUCGCGAAGGCGGGUGCCAAGAUGGUCAUGGCGGUCGCGUGCGCGCAGGUCCCGAAGGUGACGGUGAUCAUCGGCGGCAGUUUUGGCGCGGGCAACUACGGCAUGUGCGGCCGCGCCUACAGCCCGCACUUUUUGUUCAUGUGGCCCAACGCGCGCAUCAGCGUCAUGGGCGGGGACCAGGCCGCGGGCGUGCUCGCGCAGGUCGAGAAGGAGAAGGCGGCGCGGGACAAGAAGCAGUGGAGCGCGGAGGAAGAGGAGGCCUUUAAGGCGCGCAUCCGAGCGGGGUACGAAAAGGAAGGCAACCCGUUCUUCGCUAGCGCUCGCUUAUGGGACGAUGGGAUCAUCAACCCCGCCGAUACUCGCACCGUGUUGGGAUUGAGUCUUAGUGCAGCUCUGAACUGCGGGCCACCGGAACCGGGAAGCUACGGUGUCUUCCGCAUGUAGAGGUACAGGAAAGAAGGUACAUUGUAAUUGUAACGGCAAGUGUACAUAAUCAAGAAGAAGAGUGUGUUGUCUCAGAGAGAGCAGUCGCAUGUAUGUGAGCGCUUGAUCAAAGCUAAGACUAGGGUCCGCAAUUGAGUUGACUUAGAGACGGCACGAAAGUAGAGCACGUUCCUUCUUUAAGAAGAUGAGGACAGUGUUCCAUGGAUCCAAAAUCUAAUCAAGGCUUUUGCUGCUUCGUUGUAAGACUGGCUGCCGCAAUGGCCGUCGCAUGCUUGCACGAGCCGCGCAACUGAAAGCUUCUUGGCACGAAUAUCAAUGAUGUCUAGCAAGUUGCUGUAUUCUGG